UCCGGUGCCUUGAAAACUGUUUUUAUUUGUGAGCUAGAUCUAGAUUUACUCCUUUCUAACUCUAUAUCUAGAUUUUCUAGAUGUCAGAUGACAUGUCUGGAUCUAAAUACUAAAUAUUAUUUCAUAUAUUGAUCUAAUAUAGAAUAGAUCUAAUAAAACGAUGGCUGAAAAAAGAGAAUCAGUUCGCAUCAAAGAUGGUCAGCAGGUGAGGGUUCUAGAUGAAGCUUCACGCCGGCGUAGGCAGCGUAAAGCACUUGAAGCUUUAGAAGAAGACAAUUUUUCUGAAGAUCCACAUGCAGACCUUAAGAUGAGUAAAAGGGCUCCCAAGUUUGAAGAAGUAAUGGACACUUCAACAAAUUCUGGUCUCAAAAAGAAGAGAAAGUCUCGAGGAGACUUCAAGUUACGGUAUCGCAAGACAUUUGCUGCAUUAUUAGAAGAAGAGCACAUGUUAAAUAAAGAUGGACCAUCCUACAUUACUGCAUGUGCGCCACCAUCAAAAUGGCCAGAGAGAAAAUUUUGUGCGGUCUGUGGCUUCCCUUCAAGCUACACCUGUGUUCAGUGUGGAGCCAGGUACUGCACGGUCAAAUGUCUGGGGACACACCAGGAUACCAGGUGCCUGAAAUACACAGCAUAAAAGAUCUUGGGAUGUUCUUUAGUGUAAUAAUGUAAGCGCACCAUGAUGGAUGUGACUUGACUGUCCUAUCACACAUGAUAGAUGACCAGUGGACAUCUCUGACCAGACCUAAGUGCAAUAAGUGGUCAAGUAGGCCAUUAUAGAAAACAAGCCAACAGCCACACUGACAAACAUGAAAUGACAAAAAAUCUUUUGAUAUUUUUUAUUUUUUUUUCCAACUCAUUUUGAAAAUAAAUUUGAGUAGCCAAUACAAACA
Molecule: messenger RNA, 890 nt
Organism: Physella acuta
Lineage: Eukaryota; Metazoa; Mollusca; Gastropoda; Physidae
Product: zinc finger HIT domain-containing protein 1
Biological process (GO): chromatin remodeling
Source: RefSeq, a predicted model, not a curated record